Molecule: messenger RNA, 1157 nt
Organism: Oryza sativa Japonica Group (Japanese rice)
Lineage: Eukaryota; Viridiplantae; Streptophyta; Magnoliopsida; Poales; Poaceae
Source: RefSeq, a predicted model, not a curated record
CUCGCGCCUCGCCUUUAUAUUACUAGUAAGAAGAUCUCAUCCCUCCUUGGUGAGGUGAGGUGAGUUGAGUUGGGGAUUGAUUGAUUGAUUCGGAUUGGGAAGAAGAAGAAGCAGGGGAGCAUGGGCAGCAAGUCGUACCCGACGGUGAGCGAUGAGUACCUGGCGGCCGUGGGCAAGGCGAAGCGCAAGCUCCGCGGCCUCAUCGCCGAGAAGAACUGCGCCCCACUCAUGCUCCGCCUCGCGUGGCACUCUGCUGGCACCUUCGAUGUGUCGUCGAGGACCGGCGGGCCCUUCGGCACCAUGAAGAACCCCGGCGAGCAGUCCCACGCCGCCAACGCCGGCCUCGACAUCGCCGUCAGGCUUCUCGACCCCAUCAAGGACCAACUUCCCAUCCUCUCCUACGCCGACUUCUACCAGCUUGCUGGCGUUGUGGCCGUCGAGGUCACCGGCGGACCUGAGGUCCCCUUCCAUCCGGGCAGGCAGGACAAGCCUGAGCCUCCUCCUGAAGGCCGUCUUCCUGAUGCCACACAAGGUUCUGACCACCUAAGGCAGGUCUUUUCUGCGCAGAUGGGUUUGAGUGACAAGGACAUAGUUGCUCUUUCUGGUGGUCACACCCUGGGAAGAUGCCACAAGGAGAGAUCUGGCUUUGAGGGAGCCUGGACGUCCAACCCUUUGAUCUUUGACAACUCUUACUUCACCGAGCUUGUGAGUGGCGAGAAGGAAGGCCUUCUUCAGCUGCCAAGUGACAAAGCCCUCAUGGCUGACCCAGCCUUCCGUCCACUGGUGGAGAAAUAUGCUGCGGAUGAGGACGCCUUCUUUGCGGAUUACGCCGAGGCCCACCUCAAGCUCUCUGAACUGGGAUUUGCUGAGGAAUAAGAAGCCUUUAGAGAGCGGGAUAUCCGCAAAAGAUUAAUGCCGAUUUGUAUUUUGCGCCUUAGAGUCAGUACGAUCAAGACUGUCGUGGCGGUUGUAAUAAAAAUUAGUGUGCUUUGGGCCAUCUUUUUAUGUGAUUCCAAUUGUCUUUCUCUUCAUUCUUGCUUUGAUGCUCUUUGUCUGGACCUCUAGACCGCCGUAUUGUACUGUGGAGUUUCAAAGUUACCAAGCUAUUUGCUGUCAAGAUAACUAUGGAUUGAAUUCCCCUUGAUGGAUGAACCAAC